Messenger RNA from Capronia epimyces CBS 606.96, 1083 nucleotides. RefSeq lists its product as uncharacterized. The transcript has 3 exons. The record is from RefSeq and is a predicted model, not a curated record. Lineage: Eukaryota; Fungi; Ascomycota; Eurotiomycetes; Chaetothyriales; Herpotrichiellaceae. Bases 1 to 1083 code for a protein of 360 amino acids.
AUGGACCAGAUCCCUCCCCUUUCAGACUAUUUGCUAACCAGCAGUAUGGAUAGCUCCCAGUCGACCUCGUCAAUAUCCCCCACUCAACCCAACGGGGAUAGCCACCAGCUCCUUCCAGGCCUCCGGGACAUAGUAGGGCCCGAAAUCAACUCUCGACGGUCUCUACUACCGCAACCACCACGCCGUCUCUCUUCCAUACCCGAGUUCUUUAUCCCCGGUAUUUCGGUUGUCUACUUCGACGACAAACCUAUCGUGACGUACACCAUUGGUGGCGCUAAAUACAACAUGGCACAACCAGGGAAUGAAACGAGGAGUGAGCACUCGAGGAUGACCAUCGACGGGCGACGCAUCACGUACCGCCUCGAGGUUGUGCAACAGCCCGAGAAGGCGAGAGCGUGCGGUUCAGGUCCGAGGUCAUCGGCCGACCGUAGACCGGUGGAUCCUCCUCCAGUUGUUGAACUCCGGGUGUUCUGUAAUGACACCGACAUCACGAUGGGCUACGAUGCUACGUUUAUGUUGUAUGCAAGCCUCGAAGUUGCACGGCCCAUCGCGAGCGGAAAGAUGCACACUCCUCCUGCCAUCCCGGUGUUGACGGGCGUUGCAGUUGCCAGCGCCGCUUAUCUGGAUAGGCCAAAGAAGGCUGCCUAUUUCAUCUUUCCAGAUCUCUCCGUGCGGCAUGAGGGCUGGUAUCGACUCAAGUUUUCUCUAUUCGAGGGCGUCAAACAUGAGGCGGACGCGGACCAGGGGAUGCCAUUCGUUCAGUCGGCACAAGCAAGCGAGAAAUUGAGCCCGCCAGUUCGUCACGAGAGCAUGUCAAAUCGUUUGGAGGUUCAAUCGAUUCCGUUCCAGGUCCUGACAAUGAAGACUUUCAAGUACUUGGGACCACCGCCGCCACCAUCGCCAUCGACAUCAGCAGCAGCCGCCGCCGCCCACGGUCCUAUCAAACAGGCCACAAAUGAAGCCAAGGUCCAGGGUGUUUGGGAUCCGCUGGUUUCAGGCCCCGAUUUGAUCUUCAAUCGCUCGGACGGCGCGACAGUCCAUGUCGGCACUCCUUUCGCUCCUUGGGAUUGCCAUGGUCGUUGA